This is a messenger RNA of Chanos chanos (milkfish), 2091 nucleotides long. It is a transcript of the gene mep1a.2, whose product is annotated as meprin A, alpha (PABA peptide hydrolase), tandem duplicate 2. The transcript is spliced from 13 exons. Gene Ontology annotation, biological process: proteolysis. The coding region runs from base 1 to 2091 and encodes 696 amino acids. Gene Ontology annotation, cellular component: membrane. Lineage: Eukaryota; Metazoa; Chordata; Actinopteri; Gonorynchiformes; Chanidae. The record is from RefSeq and is a predicted model, not a curated record. Gene Ontology annotation, molecular function: metalloendopeptidase activity; zinc ion binding; protein binding.
AUGCCUGUCAAGAGACACAAAGUUUUGCUCCACUGGAUUUACCAUGGGCUCCUUGUGGAUGAUCGUCCCACUGUCUCUAUUAUUCGUGUUCAAGGUGUAGAUGCCGAUGCGGGAGAAUUACGUGAAGACAUCUUUGACAUAAAUCUAGAGUCCAAAAAAGAACUGUUUGAGGGAGAUAUUGUUGGUGAUAUAAGGAGGAAUGCAAUCUUGGAUGAAACAAAAAGAUGGAAAUUCCCCAUUCCUUAUAUACUGACAGAUUCACUAGAACUGAAUGCCAAGGGUGUAAUUCUCCAGGCGAUGGAAAUGUACAGGCUCAAAUCUUGUGUGGACUUCAAGCCCUAUGAGGACGAGAGCACCUACAUAUCCUUCUCCAAACAGGAUGGGUGCUGGUCAUAUGUGGGAGAUUUUCAAACGGGUCAGGACCUGUCCAUUGGAGAAAGGUGUGACACUAAGGCCAUUGUAGAACAUGAGCUCCUCCACGCUCUUGGCUUUUACCAUGAACAGUCACGGUCUGAUCGGGACGACUAUGUCCAGAUCUGGUGGGAUCAAAUCAUACCAGGAAAAGAACACAACUUUAACAAGUAUGAGGAUGAUUUCAUUACCGAUCUGAACACCCCCUAUGAUUAUGAGUCUAUCAUGCACUACAGGCCCUUGUCUUUCAACAAGAAUGCAAGUAUACCAACCAUCACCACCGCCAUCCCCGCUUUCAAUGAUGUCAUUGGACAGCGGUUGGACUUCAGUGCCGUUGACAUUGAGAGGUUAAACCGCAUGUAUGACUGCGCUUCCACACUUACUCUCCUGGACCAGUGUGCCUUCGAGCAGAUCAACAUCUGCGGCAUGAUCCAGAAUGAGGCCGAUGGUGCAGACUGGGUCCAAACUGUGACUUCUCCAGGGGACCAGGACCACACUCUUGGAGGAAAAUGCAGGGAUGCUGGCUACUUCAUGAAGUUCGACACAUCAAAUAAAGAAGUAGGACACAGCGCACUGCUGGAGUCCCGAAUCCUCUACCCCAAGAGAAAACAACAGUGCCUCCAAUUCUUCUACAAAACCACAGGGGGCGCUGGUGACCUACUGACCAUCUGGGUUCGUACAGAUGAUGGCACAGGCAAUGUUCGGCAGAUGCAGAAAGUUCACACUAUCACCGGAGACAGCGAUGAGUCCUGGAAGAUAGCCCAUGUCACUCUAAAUGCUGAGAAGAAGUUCCGGUACAUCUUCCAGGGCACGGUGGGUUCAAAGAAAACAUCGGGAGGAAUCUUCAUUGAUGAUGUCACCCUGUCUGAGAUGGCAUGCCCAAACGCUGUCUGGCAAAUCCGGAACUUCACACAUUUACUAACAAGCAUGCCUCAGUGGGACAGCAUCAGAAGUGAGCGGUUCUUCAGCUCCGAGGGCUACAGUUAUGGAAUAAGCGUGUAUCCAAAUGGCAGGAAUUCCUCAGGCUACUUGGCAGUGACAUUUAACCUGUACAGUGGGGAGAAUGAUGCUGUGCUGGAGUGGCCUGCUGCAAACAGACAGGUGACUAUCACCGUGAUGGACCAGGACCCCGAUGUUACACAGCAAAUGUCCAACAGCAGGAGCUUCACCACUGACACAAACCCAAGGUGGAAUAAGCCAUCCACUACUGGAGUGUUUGAUGAGAGCUGUCAGUGUUUCCGGAGCAGUGAUUAUGGAUGGAGCACCUUCAUGUCCCAUCAGCAGCUGAGUAGAAGAAGCUUCCUGAAGAACGACGACCUAAUUGUCACUGUCAACGUAGAUGAUCUAACACAUCUCAUAAAGACAGAGGUUCCAGUCAAACCCAAAACAUCCAUUGAUCUUCAAGCGGUGGAGCAGAACCAUGAAGCUCCCAAACCCAGGAGGGCACGCUCUGUAAGGGAUCACUGCCAACCGAACCCCUGCCUGAAUGGAGGCGUUUGUGUCCAAAAUGAGGGCAAAGCCACGUGCAGGUGUGCCUCUGGCAAAGCCGUGGUCUACUCAGGAGACAUGUGUGAGAAGCAGCAUGUUGAUGGGGGAAUCAUGGGAGUUUUCAUCGGUGGGAUUGCAGGCACUGUGGUUCUUACUGGUGCCAUUAUAGCAGUCUUACGCAAACCACACUGA